AUCCUGCUCCGUCUUCCCCCGCCCGGGGAGGGCCGGCCCUGCAGGGAGCCGGCUGGAGAAAGUUGGAGGAAAGUUGCUAGCUGGGAAAGUUUAGAAGCGGGAGAGUCGCGGCCCCGGCAGCCCGGCCUCUCCGCCGCACUCCACGGGAGGGAGGGCCGAGGAUGGCCGGCGGGGAAGGAGCGGGCUCCGGCGUGCCGGAGUGUCGGGAGCACCUCUUCAAGGUGCUGGUGAUCGGGGAGCUGGGUGUGGGGAAAACCAGCAUUAUCAAGCGGUACGUGCACCAGCUCUUCUCCCAGCACUACCGGGCCACUAUCGGCGUGGAUUUCGCGCUCAAAGUCAUCAAUUGGGACAGCAAGACGCUGGUGCGGUUGCAGCUCUGGGAUAUAGCAGGCCAGGAGCGCUUUGGAAAUAUGACCAGAGUAUACUACAAAGAGGCAGUUGGUGCUUUUGUGGUCUUUGAUGUCACAAGAGGCUCCACUUUUGAGGCUGUUUCAAAAUGGAAGCAUGAUUUGGACAGUAAAGUACUACUUCCCAAUGGCAGUCCUAUCCCUGCUGUUCUUCUUGCAAACAAGUGUGACCAGAAGAAAGAUGGCAGCCAGAAUCCCUCUCAGAUGGACCAGUUCUGCAGAGAAGGUGGCUUUGUUGGAUGGUUUGAAACAUCUGCCAAGGACAACAUCAACAUAGACGAAGCUGCUCGAUUCUUGGUGGAAAACAUCCUUGCCAACUACAAAACCUUUCCAAAUGAAGAGAAUGAUGUGGGGAAACCAAAACUGGACCUAGACCCAUUGAAAGCAGAGAGUAAAUCACAGUGCUGCUAAUGCUACCACUGUGAAGUAAAUGUGAUGGAAUGAGCAGCAAGACUGUUCCUUAAAUCAAAAUGCUGCUAUGGUGCUGCGUUGUGACAAUCCAUAUGGGGUGUCUGGUACUAUCUGAAUUGAUGACUCAUUUGGGUGUUUACAUAUUCUUGUUUAGCAUGAAACUGUGUAUCUUGUGCAUUAUCAUUCCACUUGCUUAAGUAACUGCAUCUAAGUCUGAUUAGCAUCUUCUUACUUGAGAACAUAAGGUAGUGUUUAUACUCUUAAAAAGGAACAAAGACAACAUUCAGUGCUUCUAUGACAUAUGCUACAUUCCAAAUAGGACUCACUUGUCAAGGUUUUAGCUGAAUAGACACUUGCACCUUUAAAGUAAACUUUUCCUUUGUCACCAGUAAUGUCCCACUUUAGCCUUCUCACCUGCACAAUUGUCCCUAUUUAUUAUCCCCCACUGUGAGGGUCUGUCUCAUUGCUAGUUGUCCUGGACUGAAACAUCCUAGAAAUCUUGAAGGGGCCAAUGACAGAUGGGAGGUAUCUUUCCUACUGUGAUCACUAGGACUGAGUGGAAUAGAUGGCUUUUACCACCUAGUAAAACCAAGAUGGUUAAAUUAUUGCAUUUAACAAGGGAAAGACAUGGGGAGAUACUAACAAAAAUGCAUCUCCAGCCAUUUAAGGCAGAAUAUUUUCAGCUAAUACUUUACAUAUGAAACACAUUAAUGAUACAAUUGUACUGCUGGCACAUAGUUAUGGUAAACUCACCUGUGUGCACAUCCAGAAAUAAACAUUCAGUGACUUUUUCCUGCACUAAACACUGAAAACUUUACCAAGAGUGCAAAAAGUACAUUCCUUACUGUCCUGUGAUAAUGAAUUUCCUUCUUUCUUCUUCUAUAUUGAGAUGGUCCCUGAAUACCAUGAGGAAGGAGAGACGUCUUCAAGGAAAUAGCUUAACUGGUUCAUGCUAACCUGUCAACCCCCCUGCCCCAAGCUCUAUCUCUUUCAGUUUUAGAACAGUGCUGUGCUUUUUUGCCUACUUUGAACUGAUGAACUGGCUUACCAGUUUGUAACUGUAUACUGAGAUGCUUAUUUCUUUGUUAUAACACUCAUGCAUUUUUGGCAGCAUAUGAAGAUCAAAAGGAUUAGAGAGAUUUCAUGGUUCUUGAACGCAUUCUAGAACUCUGGCUCUGCCUGGCUCAAAGGCUUUGAAGCACCUCUUUGUUUUAAGGGUUUCUUCUGUCCCAAUACCUCAUUGCUACUGACUUCAGAAGUCUUAUCUUGCUUGGUUUGAUGGUACUGAUGUUUACUUAAACAUCAGAAUUAAGUAUGUGCAGGAUUUGAUAUACUUUAAUCUGUAUUGAGAUUUCUUAGGCUUUUUUCCUAAAGAGUAAUGUACUUUUUAAGAGAUAAAUGAAUAAAUAUUUUGGGGCAUCUUA
Molecule: messenger RNA, 2242 nt
Organism: Pipra filicauda (Wire-tailed manakin)
Lineage: Eukaryota; Metazoa; Chordata; Aves; Passeriformes; Pipridae
Gene: RAB32
Product: RAB32, member RAS oncogene family
Exons: 3
Coding region: 162-818 (218 amino acids)
Biological process (GO): phagosome-lysosome fusion; endosome to lysosome transport
Cellular component (GO): late endosome; lysosome; Golgi apparatus
Molecular function (GO): GTP binding; GTPase activity
Source: RefSeq, a predicted model, not a curated record